This is a messenger RNA of Betta splendens (Siamese fighting fish), 2940 nucleotides long. RefSeq names its product gamma-aminobutyric acid type A receptor subunit alpha5 (gene gabra5). Gene Ontology annotation, biological process: monoatomic ion transmembrane transport; synaptic transmission, GABAergic; nervous system process. The record is from RefSeq and is a predicted model, not a curated record. Gene Ontology annotation, cellular component: GABA-A receptor complex; dendrite membrane; postsynapse. Gene Ontology annotation, molecular function: GABA-gated chloride ion channel activity; GABA-A receptor activity; benzodiazepine receptor activity. The coding region runs from base 246 to 1628 and encodes 460 amino acids. NCBI's taxonomy places the organism in Eukaryota, Metazoa, Chordata, Actinopteri, Anabantiformes, Osphronemidae. The transcript has 10 exons.
GAGGAGUCCGGCUGCGGCAGAGCGAGGAUUGCGGGAUUGCACAGGCUUUUCACGCGUGCACCUCCGACUGGCCACGCGGUGAUACAGUAGGAACCAUAUCUCAGCUCGAGUCCCGUCAGAAGUGCUACAGAAAACGCGAACUCGCGCUUUGAGACGGAAGGGAGGACGCGUCAUUGAAGAUGGAAUAGGUGUCAGACGAACAGGGACAAGAAGACUCGGUUCAUGAAGCACGACUUGUUUCAGGAAUGGGCGAUGGAAUGUGCUGCCACAACUUCGCAAUGAGGCGCCUGUGGGUCUGUGUGCUGCUUGUGAGCACCACCUGCCGUCCGAGCCUCUCACAGGAAGUAACUGGAACUCCCAAGGAGGCUGAAAUAAAUGACAACAUUACCGUCUUCACGCGCAUCCUUGAUGGUCUGCUGGACGGGUACGACAACAGACUGCGUCCUGGACUUGGAGAGAAGGUGACGGAGAUUAAAACCAACAUCUUUGUCACAAGCUUUGGUCCAGUGUCAGACACUGAAAUGGAGUACACUAUCGACGUGUUCUUCCGUCAAAGCUGGAAAGAUGAGAGACUUUGCUUCAAAGGCCCGAUGGAGAUGCUUCCCCUGAAUAACCUUCUGGCCAGUAACAUCUGGACCCCCGACACCUUCUUCCUGAACGGGAAGAAAUCCAUCGCUCAUAACAUGACCACGCCUAACAAACUGCUGCGGCUCAAAGACGAUGGGACCCUUCUGUACACCAUGAGACUCACUAUCUCAGCAGAAUGCCCCAUGCAGUUGGAGGAUUUUCCAAUGGACGCCCAUGCUUGUCCUCUUAAAUUUGGCAGCUACGCGUACCCCGUCUCAGAGGUGGUCUACACGUGGACUCAGGGAGCGGCCAAGUCGGUGGUGGUGGCCGAGGAGGGCUCGCGUCUCAACCAGUACCAUCUCAUCGGUCAGACUGCGGGCACGGAGGACAUCUACACGAGCCGAGGUCAGUACACAGUGAUGAUGGCCCACUUUUACCUGAAGAGGAAAAUCGGCUACUUCGUGAUCCAGACCUACAUGCCGUGCUUCAUGACCGUGAUCCUGUCGCAGGUUUCCUUCUGGCUCAAUCGAGAGUCGGUGCCGGCGCGAACCGUUUUCGGUGUGACCACAGUGCUCACCAUGACCACCCUCAGCAUCAGCGCCCGGAACUCGCUUCCCAAAGUGGCCUACGCCACCGCCAUGGACUGGUUCAUCGCCGUGUGCUACGCCUUCGUUUUCUCCGCCCUCAUUGAGUUUGCCACCGUCAACUACUUCACCAAGAGGAGCUGGGCCUGGGACGGGAAGAAGGCCAUGGAGGCCCAACAGCCCAAGAAAAAAGACCCUUUGGCUCUUUCCAAAAAGCCCAACAACACCUGCUCCACCGGGGUGAAUUACACAGCCAACCUCACCAAGGACGCGUCCAUCGCCACCAUUUCUAACAGCACGGCCGUGCAGCUCAAGCCCUCCGAGCCCAAGGCCCCCGACCCCAAAAAGACUUACAACAGCGUCAGCAAGAUCGACAAGAUGUCCCGGAUCGUCUUCCCGGUGCUGUUCGGGACCUUCAACCUGGUUUACUGGGCCACGUAUCUGAACCGGGAGCCGGUGAUAAAAGGCGCCGUGUGAGCGGAACCCGUAACUGCAUCAUGAUCAGAACCAAUGCCAAGCGCCUCGUCCUCAUCCCAGACGUGUUUCUAGACCUCUGGACUCUGCAUGUGUGUUGCUUUAGGGACACGUUUGCCUUGUGUUUGAACGUUUAUCUUCCUUGUUUCAUUUUAGAUUCCUCCCUCCCGCUGAUAGUUUCCAUUUUUAGCAUUUUGCCGUUCCUAUUUCCCCCUUUGACUCCACAGCAGGUGACGGCACGCCGGGGCCAAGUGCUAUGCAAAAACAUCCUCUCCAUCUUAAUCUACUCGCCACCGGCUUCUCCCCUCGCGACUCUCACUCCGUGGAAGUGGGCUGAGGGUCCGGGAACGCGGGCCCGGGCCCAGGCACAUGGGACCUUCCUUCCUUGUUAAAAGCAGAUGAAUAGCCAUGCUCAAUGUGUUGCCUUGGGUGAGUGCGACAGCUCGUUACGAAUGCACUGAAACCCGCCUGCGGGUGCAUUCACCUUUCUGCUCAUUUCUUUUGCUACUUUUUCUAGAAGGGGCAGCUUCCCGCGUAUGUAAAUAACGACGAGCAGGUUUACUGUAUAGUGGCAGCUUCUGUGCGUGCGGUGCUAGUUAGGAAGCGUGUAAAUACGCCAGCUCCUGUGGUCCAGUUCCAGCAGCGCGCUGUUCCUCCAGUGCUUCGCAGGCCAGGCUGGGAGACGCAGUACAAAAGCUUGCGCUCGAGUCUCGCAGUGCUUCUCUAACCAUUCGGUUUUAUAGAUGACUUUGUUAAUUAGGCUUUGAUGAUCACCUGCCAAUAUUGUUGAUAACAUAACUCACUGCUGUGUCUGCAGCAGGAGACUGACUAAGCUCAUUUAUGCUCAUGUUAUGGAACAAACUGAAGAUUACAAUGUUUCAUUUUAAGGGUUUUGAGCGGUGACACAAAGGAGUGGAGUGUUAGUAGCACAGUUGUGUCACAUAACCAGUUGUGUUAUAUUAUCAUAUUUAAGGUGCAGGCUGUUCUUCAAAUGCAAAUAUCCGAAGCAAUAAAUAAUGCUCAUAUGAAUAAUGACUGGUGUUGAGGGUUAUACGUUAACGCUGCACCUUCAUUUUGCUGAUGUCUUUUGAUCCUGAUUUGAUCCAUUUGACAAUGCUGUUUUUCUAUAAACUCUGAUUGUGGCCCCGCCCUGCCCUCUUUGGAAGCACAGCGCUCUGGUUGUAUUUAAGGUAUUAGUUUAUUUAUUUAUUUUGCAUUAGUGCAGAUGGAAUGGAAACCAGGCUGGGUCGUGCGUUUGUUUCUCUCUUCAGUAGAUAUGCAUAAGCUGAUUGGAAAUAAAGCUUCACAGAUUCCG